CAGCUCCCCUUUCUAAAAUCCUAUCAUGAAGUAUUUCUCUACGCGUGGAGGCGAGACUAAGCUCUCAUUUGAAGAGGCAGUCCUCACCGGUCUCGCACCCAACGGCGGUCUUUACAUUCCAGAAACAAUCCCCACUCUCCCCGAAAACUGGCAGACCGAAUGGGCCAACUACUCCUUCGUCGACCUUUCCGUCGCCAUUCUUUCCCUUUACAUAUCCGAAGACGAAAUCUCUCGCGCUGAGCUCCGCCGACUCGUUGAGAAGUCCUACAGCACUUUCAGACAUCCAGAUGUUACGCCAGUGCAUAAACUGAACGACAAGAAGUUCAUCCUGGAACUUUUCCACGGGCCGACGUUCGCGUUCAAGGACGUUGCGUUGCAGCUGUUAGGCAACUUGUUCGAGUUUUUCCUGGAGAGGAGGAAUGCAAAGAAAGCACAGGGUGAAGUCCCAGAGAAGUUGACUGUUGUGGGUGCUACGAGUGGAGAUACUGGCAGUGCUGCCAUCUAUGGCCUGAGGAACAAGGCUAACGUCUCCAUCUUCAUUCUUCACCCAAAAGGUCGUGUCUCUCCUAUUCAGGAGGCACAGAUGACCACUGUCACCGAUGCCAACGUGCACAAUAUUGCCGUCAAGGGUACCUUCGAUGACUGCCAGGAUAUCGUAAAAGCCCUCUUCGGCGACCGUGCCUUCAACGAAAAACAUCGCCUCGGCGCAGUCAACUCCAUAAACUGGGCCCGCAUUCUCGCCCAAACCGUCUACUACUUCCUCGCCUACUUCCACACCCGCUCCCAACUCCCUUCCGACCCCAACUCCUUCGAACUCCAAUUCGUCGUACCUACUGGCAACUUCGGUGAUAUACUCGCAGGGUACUACGCCAAACGCAUGGGGUUGCCCAUGUCUCGUUUGGUGGUGGCGACGAACGCGAACGAUAUUCUUGCUAGGUUUUGGAAGAGUGGGAAGUAUGAGAAGGUGGAUUCAGCGGCGGCAGGUGAGGCGAAUGGGGCGACGGAGCCUGCAGCGGGUGCGUCGGAUGGGAAACAGGUUACGGGGGGAGGCGUGAAGGAGACGCUGAGCCCUGCGAUGGAUAUCCUUGUUUCAAGUAACUUCGAGAGGUUGCUAUGGUACCUAGCGUAUGGUGCUACGAGUGUGGAAGGAGGCGACGAGAAGAGGAGAGAGAAGGCUUGCCAAACUUUGGACAGCUGGAUGAGCAAGGUCAAGACCGAUGGGAGAGUUGAGGUCCCCGUUGCGGCACUUGAGCUUGCGAGGAAGGAUUUCUUGGCGGAGAGAAUUUCAGACGAGCAGACGCUGGAGACCAUUCGUUCAUAUUAUAGUGGCUCUCCAUCAUAUGUCGCAGAUCCUCACACCGCUGUCGGGAUCACCGCCGCGGACAUCGUCUCGAAGAACAAUUCCGCAUCCACCGUCCAAAUCAUCCUUUCCACCGCCCACCCAGCCAAAUUCUCCGAAGCUGUCACCACCGCCCUUAGCAACUCCUCUAAUUUCGACUUCGCUCGCGAUGUGCUACCCGAAGAGUUCAAGGGGCUUCUGGAGAGGGAGAAGAGGGUAAUUGACGUCGAGAGGCCAGACAUCGAGCUGGUCAAGAAGGUCAUUGAGAGCAAAGUGGGGAAGGAAGUGGUCGUUGGUGGGGAAUUGGGAAAUGGGAGCGUUUGAAGACGUAUACGAGAAUAUGUGAUACAAGUAAUGAUGAGAUGUCUGAGUAUGCUCGGUGUCGCCUGAUAGCAGCCGUGUAAAGUCAUGGUUGGGAAAAAGUUCAGAUGUAUUCG
Messenger RNA from Stereum hirsutum FP-91666 SS1, 1776 nucleotides. Its product is annotated as tryptophan synthase beta subunit-like PLP-dependent enzyme. Gene Ontology annotation, molecular function: threonine synthase activity; pyridoxal phosphate binding. The transcript has 6 exons. Gene Ontology annotation, biological process: L-threonine biosynthetic process. NCBI's taxonomy places the organism in Eukaryota, Fungi, Basidiomycota, Agaricomycetes, Russulales, Stereaceae. The record is from RefSeq and is a predicted model, not a curated record. Bases 26 to 1663 code for a protein of 545 amino acids.